Messenger RNA from Thermothielavioides terrestris NRRL 8126, 1465 nucleotides. RefSeq lists its product as uncharacterized. Bases 178 to 1227 code for a protein of 349 amino acids. The transcript is spliced from 2 exons. Lineage: Eukaryota; Fungi; Ascomycota; Sordariomycetes; Sordariales; Chaetomiaceae. The record is from RefSeq and is a predicted model, not a curated record.
AAUCAGAUCCUCGCCAUUCGCAGUCGAGCACAUCAAUCUGCACCCCUGACAAUCCGGGCGCCCUCAUACCUAGCGGUACUCAGACCUUCCCCAGUUUCAACGGUGCGCCCAGGACUCGGUACUGGCACAAGGACGCCAGGCGAGGCCCUCCACCUCCGUAGCACGCCCCGCACGCAGAUGUCGACAAAGCGGCCUCUGCAGCCCAACAAGAUCGACAGGGAGUUCGAGAAGGAGGUCGGCCAGAGGAAGCUUGAAGCCCGACCGGAGGAGGUUACCACCUCUUCCAGCGUCCGCCGUGUGCUGGAAGGAAGCCAGGCGCCGCCGGACGAGAACCCCGAUGUCAUGGUUGGGAUCAAAAGCGAGCUGAACACCGUCAAAGAGACUUUUGCAUUGGCCACAGUUCCCCGAGAGGCGUACGCGCUUGGGCUGGCCGGCACCCUCCCAUACCUGGGGACCUCGUUGUCCACCCUCUGGCUCGCCUGGAGCCUAAACACCGAAUGGCCAACGCGGUCGAUCUUCCUCAACAGCUUCCUCUUCAGCCACGAUUCGGCCACUCACUGGCUCCAGAUUCUGGAGCCCCUCCAGAUCGGCUACGGAGCAGUCAUCAUCUCGUUCCUCGGCGCAAUCCACUGGGGGCUCGAGUUCGGCGAGAAGCAGCCCAACCACAGCCGGACUCGGUUCCGGUACGGAGCCGGCGUCCUGGCACCAGCUAUGGCCUGGCCGACGAUCUUCAUGCCCACCCCGUGGGCACUGACCACCCAAUUCGCUGCUUUCAGCGCACUGUACUUCGCUGACUCGCGCGCGACCGCCAGGGGCUGGGCGCCGACGUGGUACGGCACCUACCGGUUCGUCCUGACGGCCGUGGUGGGCGUCGCCCUCCUCAUCAGCCUUGUCGGCCGUGCCAAGGUUGGCGAGGGCCACAUCCGCCUGUCGACGGGUGAAUUGGCGGAGCGCAUCAAGGGCGGCCCGGGCUCCGGUGACGGGUACAGGAACUGGGCCAAGGAGGAGGAGGAGGAGAGGAAGAGGAUCCAGGAAGAGAAGAAGAAGGAGGAGAAGAAGAGGAAGGAGGCCGAGAAGAAGGCCAAAGAAGAAGAGCAGAAGAAGAAGCGGGCGGAGAAGGAGAUCGCCGAAGGGUCCAAGUCCAAGCAGGAUUCGGGCAACAGAGACGAAGGCACGGAUGAGCAAGGCAAAAAGGAAGAGACGGGGGGGAAGGAGGGGAAGGAUUGAGGCUUCGCGCCAAGGUUCUGUUUCCGAAGUGUUUUCUCUAGGAAUUUCCUGAGGUUUGCGGCGAGGUGGGAGCUGCAAUAAUGUGCGCAAGGCUCACUGUUGUUAUGGUAGGAGCAGCUUGGAGCGCCAUGUGGCCGGGAGAGAAGCGAUUGAAAGGGACCUUUGGGCAGAAGGUAAUCGAGGCACCGAUGUAAUCAAGGGGAAAUGGCCUUAUUUCUCCAACCUUCUACUUUAUGGC